CGCUUCGCCGGCUGCAGCAAAAGAAGCGCACCCGCAGAGGGCCUCGUGGUGCAGCCUGUGAGCCAAUCGGGACGGUCCUGACUACAGACAGACACGGGACAACAGCUCAGAGGGACAUGGCGCCCAGCUCGAAACCUGAAAAGGGCGAUAGCAAACAGAAAACCCAGAGAAAACACAAAGACCAUGUCGUGAAGCUUCUCAUGCGUGGGAAGCUGUCGGGACAGUUUUCACAGCGCAUGUUCAGGAAGCUCCCACCGCGAGUGUGUGUCCCUUUAAAGAACAUUGUCAGCGAGGAGUUCCUGAGAGCAGGACAUAUUUUUCUUGGCUUUACCAAAUGUGGCCGCUAUGUCCUAUCCUACACCAGCGACUGUGGAGAAGAUGAUGAUUUCUCCUUCUACACCUACCAUCUCUAUUGGUGGGAAUUCAAUCUACACAGCAGACUCAAACAGGUCCAUCAUGUGCGACUGUUUGCGGGAGAAGAAAUCUACAGUGACCUGUACCUCACUGUUUGUGAGUGGCCAAAUGACCACUCCAAAAUUGUCAUCUUUGGUUUUAACACACGUAGUUCAAGCUCUGUACUGAUGAACUUAAUGAUGAGUGAUGAGAACAACAGAGACAUCUACAUCACCAUAGCCUCCAUGCCUCCUCCUAAACCCUGCUCUUACUGCUGUCCAGUUCCCUCAGUCUCCACCAUACGCACUGGAAGUGGUGAAUGUCUAGAACAUGGAUAUGUGCUUAAUAGCAGGUACCAGGUGGUGUAUCCGUUCCCCACGUUUCAGCCAGCUUUCCAGCUGAAGAAGGACCAGGUCAUCUUGUUAAACACUAGCUAUUCUCUGGUGGCCUGUGGCAUCUCCCUCUGUCCAGGUGAGCAAGGCCAGUCGUCGCAGAUCCUUUACACCAAGAGAGCAGCUCCAUCGAGUCCAGCCUCUUCGUCUUUUUCCUCCACCUCCUUGGCCUCUUCUUCCUCUCUACCUCAGGGAUCUCCCGAAAAUCAGCUGCCGCCUAGCAGGCCUACUCCCAUCCCCUCAUCUCCUAGCCAUUCACAAGCAGCCAUGCGAGCCAGGGAGUUUGCUGCUGACCUCUUCAGGCGAGCCCAGGGAGGAGGAGUGAAAGAAAGCGAAGUCCAAGGAAGCAGGAGAACAGCUGAUGGCGGUGAAAAAGAGGCAGUGACAGGAGACAAAGGGAUUAAUGCAGAGACUCCCAAAGAGGAUGAUGAUUGUAAAGAGUGGAGAGUGGAGGAGCAACGGACUAGUUUACUGUUCGCAUCAACCUCAGGUGGGAGCCCGGGCCUCCCACAGGCCUCUGAACUAGUGAUGUCUCCUGCCUCUUCUUCCUCUUCACCACCAUCCACUCCAACCCAGUCCACAUGCCAGGAAGUCAACCCCAACGAGCCUGGAUAUGUCAACUACUCGCGCUUGCACUAUCGCCUACCACAGCCCGGGGCAGCGGAGCAGAGUACAGGAGGUUAUGAAGAUGAUAAAGUCCAGCUGCCUUUCACAGUCACUGAUCUGAAAGGGCGAAACCUGCAGCUGGUUACGGGGCCGUACAAUGGACAGAGUGUGUGUGUGGAGCAGUUGACUCUGGAUUUUGAGUAUCUUAUCAAUGAGGUGAUCAGGAGCGAUGCAGCCUGGGCCCCACAGUUCUGCUCCUUUAGCGACUAUGAUGUGGUUAUACUAGAGGUGUGUCCUGAAACAAACACUGUGAUGAUCAACAUUGGUCUGCUGCUGCUAGCGUUCUCCAGUUCUGAUGAGGAGCACUGCAGGCCGAACACAUACCAUUCCAACCUGCAGGUUAGCUGGGACCUAAACACAGGUGUGUGCUGCACUGUGGGUGUUGGUGAUCUAACCGAGGUCAAGGGUCAGACCAGUGGGAGUGUGUGGAGUUCUUACAGGAAGUCCUGUGUCAACACGGUGAUGAAGUGGCUGGUACCCGAGAGCAGCUCUCGCUACAUCAAUCGCAUGACCAACGAAGCUCUGCACAAAGGUUCGUCUCUUCAAGUGUUGGCAGAUAGUGACCGAUGUACCUGGAUCGUGUUAUGAAGAAUGAGGAACAGAAAUAAGAGCACACGUACAUGUUAACAUGAGUCUGGAGCUCAUCUUUAAUAAGAGCAAAGCUGCACACGUUCAGAGGUGUCAUGGAGUUGAAACGUGUGUCAAUUUAAUCCAGAACUAAGAACGAUGCUCCAGACGAAAUACUAUAAAGAAGAAGUACUUUACUAUAAAGAAGGAGUUGGUUUUUGCAACUGUGUACUGUAUUAAUGUCAGCCACCAAAACCAAGACCUGGACUGAACAACGAUUUAGUUCUUACUUUUUGUUUUUAUACUUAUUUGUUUAUGUAGUGUUGCAGCUGUUGUUAACUAAAUGUAUGCAAUAUCUUUACCUGUGUGAUAUUGACAUGGUGACCCAGUGAAUAGGUGUGUGUAUGGAAGUGUACCGGUGGUGAAAUGUUUCUGAACAAGUUUCUGUUUCAGUCUGGACCAGUUCAGUCUGGCUGUGAGGUUUUAUAGGGCUGCAGUAUUUAAAAUGACACAGCUCAGUACUUCUACACUUCUCUGUCCUUUGUUUUGAACCUGUUCUGGAAAUAAGAACAUUCUACUGGGAUAUUUUGUUAAAAUAAAACGUUCAAAAGCA
Molecule: messenger RNA, 2631 nt
Organism: Mugil cephalus (flathead mullet)
Lineage: Eukaryota; Metazoa; Chordata; Actinopteri; Mugiliformes; Mugilidae
Gene: dcaf15
Product: DDB1 and CUL4 associated factor 15
Exons: 13
Coding region: 117-2039 (640 amino acids)
Biological process (GO): protein ubiquitination
Cellular component (GO): Cul4-RING E3 ubiquitin ligase complex
Source: RefSeq, a predicted model, not a curated record